Paramecium tetraurelia is the source of this 288-nucleotide messenger RNA. RefSeq lists its product as uncharacterized. The record is from RefSeq and is a predicted model, not a curated record. Lineage: Eukaryota; Ciliophora; Oligohymenophorea; Peniculida; Parameciidae. The transcript has a single exon.
AUGAGUAAUGAAUUGACUGAAAAGAUCAAGGAAAUAGAUUCUCUAAAAGUGAAAUAUGAACAGAAAAUGAACAAUCCCACCAUUCAAUCAACUAUCAUAAGAGUAAGUUCAGUAUCAUAUCCUUAGAACUCUUCAUUAACUAGACAAGUCAUUAAAACUGAUUAAGAGAAUUUUGUUACAGAAUCCAUAAUGAAAUCCAAAAAUUCUUUCAAUUAGUCAACACUUGUUAGACCUCCGAGACAAGUGAUGUCGUAAAUUAAUGCAGAUUUAAAUAAUUAGUAGGAAUGA